UAUCGGCGCUCCCUGUGGUGGCAGUCCGUGUAAAAACGGUGGCCGCUGCCUGCCCCGGCUAGCCAACUAUAUCUGUCAGUGCACGAAGAGCUACACCGGACGGCACUGUCACAAAAAAGUGCGUCGGACUCGGUUGGACCGAGUCGCCGCCAGACGACAGAGUGACGCCGUACACUUCAACGGGAAGGCGUUCGUUCUUCUGCCCAACAUGAUCCGUCGAGCUCGUAAGCGACAGAAGUCGAACCGGCUCAGCUUCCACCUCCGGACCACGGACCCCGAGGGACUAAUCGCCUGGCAGGGACGGCUCGGAUCCGUGGACGCCAACUUCUUCAGCGUCGGACUCGCCAACGGCACCGUCCAGCUCACCUUCAACCUGGCGAGGUCACGCAGCGGGGUCGUCACACUGGGGUCAAAGCACGCGGUCAGUGACGGCGCGUGGCACCGUGUGCGGGUGCGGCGCCGCCGCCGCUGGGCCUCGAUUCAGGUGGACCGUCACCGUCCGGAGCGGACCUCGCGGCCGGCUAGGGGCCGCUCCCGACUGCACACUGAUGGAAAACUCUAUAUCGGCGGUUCACCAUCGCUGCCGGCCGGGCUACCGUUCUUCUGUUACCGGCCCUUCUCCGGCUGUCUGCGCCGACUCUCCGUCAGCAAACACGCUGUCAACCUCGCCACUCACGUGGACAAUGUCAAACUGCACCGCUGUCCGGCAGUGUGACCGGAUUGGUCACCAAGGUGUGACGUCAUCCGUGAGCAGAACGGGCGUGAGCGAGUGAACAGAGGGAGUGAGGCGUGUGCUAUAGCCAUAGGUCUGAUCAAGAUUGGUGACGUGAGUGGGAGUUUGAACGCUCGUGUGUGUGUUUAAAUGGCUACGUCAGUGAAAUGUGUUGUAUUGGAGGUUGUUGAACGACAGUGUACUAUAGAGUGGUUGUAAUGGCAGACUGUAUCGUGCUGGGAGUGCUGACCACCCAGUCGGUGUUCUAUGGAAUGUUUGCACUGGUUAACUGUUGAACGCUGUUAGAUUGUCUGACGUAACUCGCUAACUCAUUGACCAUUGUGUACUCAUGAAUGUGUUUGGAAAAGAUAUUACAUGUGUAAAUAAAUGUCAUGGAUAACAGUAAUACUGUACAGUGUGUUGUUGUAUGUGCUUUUGGGAGAAUGGAGACAGGUGUACGUCAUUCUCAACUAAUUCGUUUCCCUAUCAACCUGUUGUUGGUGUCAUGUUACUGCCAUGUCCACUUGCUAAUACAGUGAAAUGUGUUAAAAACAA
Molecule: messenger RNA, 1267 nt
Organism: Amphibalanus amphitrite
Lineage: Eukaryota; Metazoa; Arthropoda; Thecostraca; Balanomorpha; Balanidae
Product: agrin-like
Exons: 5
Coding region: 209-715 (168 amino acids)
Source: RefSeq, a predicted model, not a curated record